AUUCUGUACUAUUGUGAUAUGCCAUUCUGGUCCUCGGUAGGUUGCCCCCCACCUAACAUUGAAGAUGGCAGGGUGGAAGGGAGCGUUUUCUUCUCCAUGACUUUUCAAAAUUUAUCGACAGCGAAUCAUAGAACAUCGUGCGCCUGCACGACUAAGGAUCGAUGUAAUGACCCAACUUCACCGAUUUCUGAUUUCACCUUCACCGAGAAACCAAUACUCAAAGGAUAUCAAUUUACUCCAAUGGUCGGUGGAGGAGGAUCAUCAGAAAGUAAGCCCUUUAAUUAUCUGGAAAGAAAACAAACAAACAAACAAACAAAUCCAAGCCUAAAAAAGAAAUGGAAUAGAUGA
This is a messenger RNA of Haemonchus placei, 348 nucleotides long. NCBI's taxonomy places the organism in Eukaryota, Metazoa, Nematoda, Chromadorea, Rhabditida, Trichostrongylidae. The record is from the annotation of a GenBank genome assembly.